AUGUCCUUCCUCACCCCCAUCCGCGCAACUACCCUCCGCCUCUCCCGCCCUGCCUUUGCCUACACCACCACCACCUCUCCUGCAGCAGCUCUCCACACCAGCAUUCCUCGUCCAGGCUUGAAGGAAUCCGAUCACAACCGCGACGACCUCGCCAACAUCUACGAGGCCGAGAAACACGACCAAGUAAAGAGCAGCAAGGAAGGCAAAGCCAAAUGGAAGCAGGAAAUCGCUAGUGAUAGUGAGGCGUCGGUCAAAGCCGAUCGCGGCGAAGUAGACAGUGAUGAUAACAACUUCGGAGCCAUGCAGGAACGGACGAAAGGGUUGCCGAAUAGGGAUGGGCCCGUGAACAAGACUCAAUAA
This is a messenger RNA of Aspergillus tubingensis, 360 nucleotides long. RefSeq lists its product as uncharacterized. NCBI's taxonomy places the organism in Eukaryota, Fungi, Ascomycota, Eurotiomycetes, Eurotiales, Aspergillaceae. Bases 1 to 360 code for a protein of 119 amino acids. The transcript has 3 exons. The record is from RefSeq and is a predicted model, not a curated record.